GUUUCUCCCUCUCUGGCUGAUAGCACUUAUCUCUCGCUCUCUCUCCUUCUCCUAGGUGAUCCAUUUCUAGGCAACGUGCUGGCUGGUGCUGGAGCUGCCAGCUCUCUCUGCAUCCCACUAGCAAAGCAAGAUCCAAAAGCAACCUGCAGACCAUCAUCUGCUUUCCUCUGCCUCGCUCCGGGUACUCCUCCUCUCUCUUCUGCCCUGUCCAACCACCACCUUGCGCGACAGAGACAGCACGCUGGGCUCCAUUGGCAGAUUUCUAUUUUUUUUCCUCCAGUUGUGGGAAGCGAUUUUUCCGAGCGAAGGGUGGGGGGAAAUCUCUGCAUUACUAUCUGCAUUACCUUGAAGUUCACUUUGUUUUUUGGCCUCCGGGGGGGCUUUUCCUGCAGGAAUCUGGCUGCUGGGAGCGGGAUCGCCUGCUCCCUCGGUCGCCCGCUCCUCCCACCUCGCUGAAGGCGAGCUAUUUGCUGCGGGCUCCUGGGGCUUCUCUGGCCAAGAGGGUUUGUGGGUGUCUGCUCGCGUGUGCGUGUCUGCUCGUGUGUGUGCCUGUGUGUCCGUGUGUGUGAGCGUGUGCGUGGUGUGGGUUGGAAGUUGCUGUGCAGCAGCGGGACCGAGCGGAUCCCUGGACCCGGCGGAAGGAUGGGGAUUGUCUGACCAGCAGAGGCGUCUGCUGCCCGCGGCGGCGCCCGGGCUGGAUGGAUUUGCUGCCGGCGCUCCCAGCAAUUCGGGUGCUGCCCAGGAGCCCCGCGAAGUGACGCGGGGUUUCGCCGAGGAGAGGAGCGCUCGGAGCCCCGGGCUCGCUCCCUGACCAGCCGCGGCUCUGCGCCAGCCAUCGGGAUUUACACGCUCCUCCGGCUGCACCUCAAACUCUUGGGCUUCCUGCGCUGCGCUGUCCUCCGCGGCAGCACCGUCUGGCGAAGAGAUCUGUUGUUAUAAAGCCUGGACCUCCGGAGGAGAUGGAAGUUUUCUCCCUCAUCCUGGUCGUGUCCGUCUGUUGGACUCGAACCUGGAAAGCGGCGAUUGCAGAUUCAAUCAUUCAUAUCGGGGCAAUUUUUGAUGAAUCUGCCAAAAAAGAUGAGGAAGUUUUUCGAAUGGCAGUAGCUGAUCUCAACCAGAAUGAUGAAAUCUUACAAACAGAGAAAAUCACAUGUUCAGUGACGUUUGUGGAUGGCAACAAUCCUUUCCAGGCAGUUCAAGAAGCCUGUGACCUGAUGAACCAAGGCAUCCUGGCCCUGGUCAGCUCCAUUGGCUGCACAUCAGCAGGAUCCCUGCAGUCUCUGGCCGAUGCCAUGCACAUCCCUCACCUCUUCAUCCAGCGCUCCACGGCAGGAACGCCGAGGAGCGGCUGCGGGCUCACCAGGAGCAACCGCAACGAUGACUACACGCUCUCCGUGCGGCCCCCCGUCUACCUAAAUGAUGUCAUCUUGAGAGUGGUCACAGAAUAUGCCUGGCAGAAAUUCAUUAUUUUUUACGAUAAUGACUAUGAUAUCCGUGGAAUACAAGAAUUUUUAGACAAAGUAUCUCAGCAGGGCAUGGAUGUAGCAUUGCAGAAAGUAGAAAACAACAUCAAUAAAAUGAUCACGGGGCUCUUUGCCUCUAUGAGAAUCGAAGAACUGAACCGCUACCGGGAUACCCUGAGACGGGCCAUUCUCAUCAUGAACCCUUCCACAGCCAAAUCAUUCCUGACAGAGGUCGUGGAGACUAAUUUGGUUGCUUUUGACUGUCACUGGAUCAUUAUAAAUGAGGAAAUAAAUGACGUGGACGUGCAGGAGCUGGUGAGAAGGUCAAUUGGAAGGUUGACAAUCAUCCGACAGACGUUUCCAGUCCCCCAAAACAUAAGCCAGCGCUGUUUCCGUGGCAACCACAGAAUAUCUUCAUCACUGUGUGAUCCUAAGGACCCUUUCUCCCAAAGCAUGGAGAUUUCAAACCUGUAUAUAUAUGACACUGUCCUCCUGCUGGCAAAUGCCUUUCAUAAGAAGCUGGAGGACAGGAAGUGGCACAGCAUGGCCAGCCUCACCUGCAUCAGGAAGAACUCUAAACCCUGGCAAGGAGGGAGAUCAAUGCUGGAAACCAUCAAGAAGGGUGGAGUGAAUGGCUUGACUGGAGAACUGGAAUUUGCAGAAAAUGGGGGGAAUCCCAAUGUGCAUUUUGAAAUUUUGGGGACAAACUAUGGAGAAGAUCUUGGCAGAGGCAUCCGCAAGCUUGGCUGCUGGAAUCCUGUAACUGGUCUGAAUGGGUCACUAACAGACAGAAAGCUGGAGAACAACAUGCGAGGAGUGGUUCUGCGUGUGGUGACUGUGCUGGAAGAGCCCUUUGUCAUGGUGUCUGAAAAUGUUCUGGGAAAACCAAAGAAGUAUCAGGGCUUCUCAAUAGAUGUGUUGGAAGCCUUGGCCACUUACCUCGGCUUUAAAUACGAAAUUUAUGUAGCUCCGGAUCACAAGUAUGGCAGUCCCCAGGAGGAUGGGUCAUGGAAUGGCCUGAUAGGAGAACUGGUGUUUAAGAGAGCUGACAUCGGGAUCUCUGCCCUCACCAUCACCCCCGACAGGGAGAACGUGGUGGACUUCACAACGCGCUACAUGGACUACUCGGUGGGCGUGCUGCUGCGCAAGGCAGAGAAGACAGUGGACAUGUUUGCCUGCCUGGCCCCCUUUGACCUCUCCCUGUGGGCCUGCAUUGCUGGCACGGUGCUCUUAGUGGGGCUCCUGGUCUACCUCUUGAACUGGCUCAACCCCCCACGCCUUCAGAUGGGAUCCAUGACGUCCACAACUCUCUACAACUCCAUGUGGUUUGUCUAUGGAUCCUUUGUGCAGCAAGGAGGAGAGGUUCCAUACACAACCCUGGCAACCCGACUGAUGAUGGGAGCCUGGUGGCUUUUUGCUUUGAUUGUCAUCUCCUCCUACACGGCCAACCUAGCAGCUUUCCUCACCAUCACACGCAUUGAGAACUCCAUCCAGUCUCUGCAGGAUCUGUCGAGGCAGACGGACAUUCCUUACGGCACCGUGCUGGACUCGGCCGUGUACGAGCACGUGCGGGUGAAAGGGAUGAACCCCUUCGAGAGGGACAGCAUGUACUCCCAGAUGUGGCGCAUGAUCAACAGGAGCAACGGCUCCGAGAACAACGUCCUCGAGUCCACUGCAGGCAUUCAGAAGGUGAAACACGGGAACUACGCCUUUGUGUGGGACGCGGCGGUGCUGGAGUACGUGGCCAUCAACGACGCGGAGUGCUCCUUCUACACGGUCGGCAACACUGUCGCGGACAGGGGAUACGGCAUCGCCCUGCAGCACGGCAGCCCCUACCGAGACGUCUUCUCACAAAGGAUUUUGGAGCUGCAGCAGAAUGGUGACAUGGACGUACUGAAGCAUAAGUGGUGGCCGAAGAACGGUCAGUGUGAUCUUUACUCAUCUGUGGAUACCAAACAGAAAGGAGGUGCCCUGGACAUAAAAAGUUUUGCAGGUGUUUUCUGCAUCCUCGCUGCAGGGAUUGUCCUAUCCUGUUUCAUUGCAAUGUUGGAAACGUGGUGGAAUAAAAGGAAAGGCUCCCGGGUUCCAUCAAAAGAGGAUGACAAGGAGAUCGACCUGGAGCACCUCCACAGGCGCGUGAACAGCCUCUGCACAGACGACGACAGUCCCCAUAAACAGUUCUCCACCUCAUCGAUUGACUUGACCCCGCUGGACAUUGACACUUUACCCACACGUCAGGCACUGGAGCAAAUCAGUGACUUCAGGAACACUCACAUCACCACAACCACCUUCAUACCAGAGCAGAUCCAGACUCUGAGCCGCACGCUGUCUGCUAAAGCCGCCUCGGGAUUCUCCUUCGGCAGCGUGCCCGAGCACCGAACUGGCCCUUUCAGGCACAGGGCACCCAACGGGGGCUUUUUCAGAAGCCCCAUCAAAACAAUGUCAUCUAUCCCUUACCAACCAACUCCCACCCUGGGCCUGAAUAUCGGUAGCGACCCAGACCGAGGCACCUCCAUCUGAGCGUCAGAACGAGUUUCUUCACUGUUUCUUAUUUAGGACUCCCUUUGCAAGGAGCAGCUGUAAUAUUGUGGGACUAACAUGGAUGUAACCUUUCUUCUUUUCCUUAUUUUUUAGUUUUGAGGGUUGUGGUUUGGGUUGGUUUUUUUGUUUUGUUUUGUUUUUUUUUUUAAUUUGUUUGAGGGUUAUUUUCUCUUCAGGGGUUGUUUUGAGGUUUUUUUCUUUAUUUUAUUUAAGAAUCAGAAUUAUUAGUAGCAACUCUUCCUCCUCCUCUUCUCUGCUUUCACAGUCUGGUCUCUUCUGCCUCCCCUUAUUCUCUGUACUACUUGAAUCACUUAUUCUUCAGUUUAUCACCAUGUUAGGUUUUGGUUACUACAGGCUUUUCAUAUACUUUAAAUAUAGGAUACAAGCAGCAAUUCAUGCAUAGGAAAACCCUGAGGAUUACUUUACAGAAGGGCAUUUGCUCCUCCUCCCCCACCGCCUUUUUUUACUAUAAUUGCAAUAACUGAAGUAUUUUUCAUGUACUCUGCUGCAUCCAGUCAGCGCUCCACUGCUGUGCGUCCUUUUAACUGUGGACCAAAGGCAAACCCUGCAGUUUGAAAAAUGGAAAAAAAAAAAAAAAAAAAGGCAAAAAGACAAAAAAAAGGGAAAAAAAAAAAAAAAAGAAAGGAAAACAAAUGAAGUUUAAAGAUCAUUCAGGCCCCAUAAUAUAAGAAUGCAAUUUUGUAGGAUUACAAAAAGCCAUUACUAUGCCAGUAAAGACUACAGUUAAAUCUACUUUUGCACUGCAACAGUGCAUAUGACCUUUAUGUGAUUGUACAGUGUUAAAAGUUUUUCUUAUGUACAGUAAACUGUAUCAUAUGGCAGAAGCCUCUGUUGUGUUAAAUAAAUUAGUAUCUCAUACACAUAUAUAUAUACAUACAUACACAUACAUGUAUGUAUGUAUAUAUAUAUACACACAUGUAUAUAUAGCUAUAAAAUGGCAGCCGUUGCUAUUGCAAUUCAUUUAAUAAAGCUUUAGUAAAAAUGUGUUGUAUACAAGAGAGAUGUACAGUGCAGGGUGUCUUUUCAUUUAGAAAAGACAGGUUGCUUUAACAUUAUUCUGACUUGCAUCAUUUGCCAACAGAGCAUAUUUUAUACUUUUCUAUUAGAGCAUCCAGGGCAAUUUGACAUUUGUACCUAGAUGUAACUCCUUUGGUUAGGUUUUGCAUUGGCUUUUGAGCAUUCUAUAAGGCUAAUCUUGAUAAUUUUCCUUUUAAUUAACUAAACAAAUGGAAAUCUCUCUUAGGUAUACCAUGUUCAUGAACAACUGAUAUAAUUCUAGAGCAGUUAAACAUGGAUCAAAGGUCAAUAAAUCCUUUUCCAAAUCAGCACAGUUAAUCAAUACAAUAAUGGCGUGAGUGGAGGAAAAAAAAAAGCCCUCAAGAUACACAGAUGUGGCCUUAAUUAUAAUCACGUAUUGUUCUAAGGGGGAAAAAUAUGAACAGGCACCCCGUUUAACCCUUUCUAUGUUAAUUUAGAUUUAGAGGAGCUAUCUAUUUUUUACAUUAGUGCCAACUGUAUAAAGCAAGAAAAAGAACAGCAGUGAGAGCAAAACCGGCGCCCACUUUGGCACCAGCUUUUUCAAGUAACACUGUUACCUGUUAGAAACAUAGGAAGAGCUUUCAAUUUGUAAUCCUUAAACUAAAAAUGCAGUUAAGUAGAAAGCAAGCAGUUUAUCCUGUGAGAUUUUUGGUUUGGUUUUCUUUUUAAUGCAACCAUACACUUAUUUUAAUCUAACUCAUUCUUUGGCUAAGAUUAAUAGGAAUCAGCCUACGUGAUUUGCUUUAGGAUAAAUUAAAAGGUAUAUUCUUCAGAUCUAUUCUAUUUUGAUGCUAAUUCUGUUCUGGGGGAGCAUCUUGUACUGUCACUGUUUUUUGUACUAAAUCUUCAAAUAUUGUCUACUGUGUAAGGCAGAACGAAUUCUUAUCGUGCAAAAGGCCAUUUUGUUUCCAGGGUAGCAAGUGUCUAAAAGCAUGCACAACUUGCUUCCCCCUUGUAACAUUCAUGAACUCAUCCACACUUCUGAGUAAAAGAAAAAAAGAGAAAAAAAAAAAAAAAAAGAAAAUUUCUUUCCAACAAGCUACGUAGGGACAUACCAGAUGUUGCAGUGAUUUUAGCUAUUAAAAAACCUGUUAACCAUGUACGAUAUUUAAAAUAGGCCUAUUUUGAUGUGUUGCCUAUUAUACAGAUACACAAAACACUUUUUGGAGGCCUCAGUUACAAGUGGCAGAGCUUUCUGUGUAUAAUUUGUCUAAAUAAUUUGUCUAAUAAAAUUGUUUUCUAAA
Molecule: messenger RNA, 6307 nt
Organism: Haemorhous mexicanus (house finch)
Lineage: Eukaryota; Metazoa; Chordata; Aves; Passeriformes; Fringillidae
Gene: GRID2
Product: glutamate ionotropic receptor delta type subunit 2
Exons: 16
Coding region: 960-3983 (1007 amino acids)
Biological process (GO): modulation of chemical synaptic transmission; monoatomic ion transport; synaptic transmission, glutamatergic
Cellular component (GO): postsynaptic membrane; plasma membrane
Molecular function (GO): glutamate-gated receptor activity; transmitter-gated monoatomic ion channel activity involved in regulation of postsynaptic membrane potential
Source: RefSeq, a predicted model, not a curated record